UUAACUGUGCCUGCCACUGUGCCUCAUUCACCCUGUAGAACCUCACAGCAUUCAUCCCGUACACCCACCAUCACGUGCACGCUUGCAGUAACAAACAUAUGGAGUACUACUGCUUCUUCCUCCUCUGGAUCUGUAGCCAGCGGUUAGGAUUCCAUGACUGCUUUAAUAUCGACACAAAGAAACCCAGGAUCAUCAAAGGGCCUAAACAAGCACAGUUUGGAUACACUGUUCAGCAACACAUAGGUGCUGGGGGAGAAAAAUGGUUAUUAGUGGGUGCCCCAUAUGAAAUGAAUGGACCCUACCAGACGGGAGAUGUUUAUAAAUGCUCAGUGACCAGAACCAACGGCAACACUUGUUCAAAGCUCAAUUUAGGGAGGAUAUCUUUGACCAAUGUGUCAGAGAGAAAGGACAAGAUGAGGCUGGGAAUGACACUCACAUCUAACCCCAGAGACAACAGCUUUGUGGCCUGUGGUCCACUAUGGUCCUAUGAGUGUGGUAGCUCAUACUACAGCACUGGAAUAUGCUCCAGGGUUAAUGCAAGCUUCAAAUUCUCCAAAACCAUCGCUCCUGCCUUUCAGAGAUGCGAGGUCUUUAUGGACAUUGUGAUCGUUCUUGAUGGCUCAAACUCCAUCUACCCCUGGUCUGAGGUCCAGGCUUUUCUCAUCAACAUUCUCCAGAAGUUUCACGUAGGACCAGGUCAGAUGCAGGUUGGAGUUGUUCAGUAAGGUGAGAAAUUGUCCAUGAAUUUCAAACUCAGCGACUACAAGUCAGUUGAGGAUGUGGUGAAAAGGGCGCGCAGCAUCAACCAGCGAGGUGGAGAGGAGACCAACACAGCCCUUGGCAUCAACACAGCACGCUCUCAAGCUUUCAAACAAGGAGGCCGACGUGGUGCCAAGAAGGUCAUGAUCGUGAUAACUGAUGGAGAGUCACACGACAGUCCCAAUCUCAAGCAAGCCAUAGAAGACAGUGAAAAGAUGGCAUCCACCCGAUAUGCCAUUGCUGUACUUGGCUACUACAACCGAAGAGGAAUCAAUCCAGAGGCCUUCCUCAAUGAAAUCAAAGAAAUCGCUAGUGACCCAGACGACAAACACUUCUUUAAUGUGACAGACGAGUCAGCACUGAAGGAUAUUGUGGAUGCACUGGGAGAACGAAUCUUCAGUCUAGAAGGAACCAGCAAGAAUGGCACAGCAUUUGGCCUCCAGAUGUCCCAGGCAGGAUUUUCUUCCCACAUGGUAGAGGAUGGGAUUCUGGUGGGGGCUGUUGGUGCCUACGACUGGAACGGUGCAGUGCUGAAGGAAACGGGACAGGGGAAGGUGGUCCCCCCUAAAUCUUCCUAUAUGCAGGAGUUCCCUGAAGAGCUCAAAAACCAUGGUGCCUACUUGGGUUACUCUGUAACAUCGGUGGUGUCAGCCCGAAGUGGUCGUCUGCUCGUAGCAGGAGCACCGCGAUUUAACCACACAGGCAAAGUGAUCAUCUUCACGCUGAAGAACACGGGCAACCUCACCAUCCUGCUUUCACUCAAAGGCCACCAGAUUGGCUCCUACUAUGGCAGUGAGAUCGCACCGAUGGAUAUUGAUGGAGACGGGAUAACUGACAACCUUCUGGUGGCAGCACCGAUGUUCUUCAGUGCGGGCUUGGAGAAGGGAAAGGUUUACAUCUACAGAGUAACAGAACUGAAUCGUUUCGUUCCUGAAGGCGUGUUGGAAAUCCACAACGGCGGCCAGAACGCUCGCUUUGGCUCAGCCCUGGCUCCUGUCCCUGACCUGAAUGGUGAUGGCUUUAAUGACUUGGCUGUGGGAGCUCCCCUGGAAGAUGACCACAAAGGAGCCAUUUACAUUUUCUUUAGUCAGCAGAACAGAAUACUGCGCAAAUAUAAACAGAGGAUAGCAGCAGCAGACUUGGCGUCAGGCCUGCAGUACUUUGGCCGGAGUAUACAUGGAGCGAUGGACAUGAACAACGAUGAUUUAGUGGACCUGACAGUGGGUUCCCUUGGUGCCGCAGUUCUUCUCUGGUCACAGAGCGUUGUCAGGAUAUAUACCAUGGUUCGGUUUGAGCCCAGUAAGGUCAACAUCUUUGUGAAGGACUGUCAGAGAGGUGGCAAAGACGUCACCUGCAUGUCAGCCAUUGUGUGUUUCAACAUCACUGCCAGGACAGCCAUCUCUCCCACACAGGAAAUAGGGAUCAAGUACAAUGUCUCCAUUGUGGAGCGACGUUUCAAUCCUCGAGCCAUGCUGGACGACCCCAAUAAGCUGCAGCCUCAAAACCUGACUCUCCUUCCUGGAGAGAAGACCUGCCAACACAUCUACUUUCAUGUUAUGGAAACGACUGACUAUGCAAGGCCCAUUGUGUUUGCUGUGCAAGUUGGCCUACAGGAUCCAGAUCAUGAGCCAGUUCUGGAUGACAGCUGGCCCACCACCGUGAGGACAGAGCUGCCCUUCUGGAACGGCUGUGACGAGGACGACCGUUGCAUACCUGACCUGGCACUGCACAGUAUGACCGACCUGAUGACUCGACAUCAGUUUUGCUCACGCCCCGUACACUUCCUUGGCGCUUUCUGUCGUCAUCAAAGUGAAGGCACAACUGAGGAAUCUCUGCGUGUGCUCGGGGGGAAUACAAAGAAGAUGGUGGUUGAUGUCAAACUGGAGAACAAAGGAGAGAAUGCCUACAACACAAUCCUCAAUAUCACCUACACGGCCAACCUUCGCUUCUCUAGCCUCAUAGUCAAGGACAACUCUGACAUCAAAAUUGAGUGUCGCGCAGACAACAACAUGAGGAAUGAGAAGAUCUGCAACAUCAGUGCCCCAUUCAUGAGAGCCAAAACACAGGUGUCAUUCCGCCUGGAGUUUGAGUUUAGUCGCACAAUCUUCCUGGAGCACCUCAGAGUCAUCUUGGAGGCCAGCAGUGCUGGAGAGGAAAUAAACACAGCUGACAAUUUCAACGAUAUCUAUUACUUAGUAAAAUAUGAGGGGGAUCUGCUUUUCACCAGGGAUUCAAAUCCAACUCGGUAUGAGAUCAAAUCAGACCUCUCUCUCGAGGAGCCAGGCGUCACAGGUCCCGCUUUCAACUUUACGUUCCAGAUCCAGAACCUUGGGUACUUUCCAGUAAGGGAUCUGCAGCUGAACAUCGAAAUUCCAGAAAUGACAAGAAAUGGGAACCAGCUCUUGCAGAUAUCCGAGUUCCAUAUUGACCAGAGAGAUGGUACAGACUGUCUGCCACCUCAGCACGUGGCACACAGCAGGGCGUCACCUGAGGACCUCACGCGCUUCUCCCGCUUGAACCGAACCAACACACUAACUCUGCCCAUCCAGUGUACGGUCAACGUGGCCUCCUACAGAGGAAUCGCAGUUAGAAUCACGGGGGCACUCAGGAUAGACACAUUACAUUCACUGAAGUUUAAAAUCCUGGAACUGGUAACCAGUGCUUCAGUGGAGCUCCCCUCCUCUAGCCCCAUGUUUUUACAUGAAGAGAGGCCUGUCAGACAUAUAAUACUGGAGGUCAGGAAGGAGGGCGAUAAUAGGAUCCCUAUUUGGAUUAUCAUUGGCAGCACGCUGGGAGGACUUUUAUUGUUAGCCCUGCUCAGUCUGGCUCUGUGGAAGCUCGGCUUCUUCCGGAGGCAGAAGCGGAGAGACAAAGACGAGCAGGAGGCCAACGGGAAGGUGGCCGAAGAGCGGUAACGCAGGCUGAGGGCUCCCAGCUGACACCUUUUCCACAGGGGACGCGACACUCAGGGACCAACCCAGCUCCCCCCUGCUCCCCAACACCACAGCGGCAGCGCAUAGAUGGCUCCACAUGAGCGCUGAAGCAAGGCUGACUCAGUGCACUGGACCUGACCCACCGCCCCCUGACCCCCGGAGUCAGCACUGUCACACUCACUUAGCAUUCCUGCACUGUUUCGAUGCAAGGGCCUCUCUCUGUCCAUGUAUUCCACUCCCCACCAUGUCGUCACUCCGCAGAUUGUGGGGUUCUGGUGCUUUUCCUGGCCGUUUGUAAAGAGGAAUGGGGCGAGCUUUGUCUGUUCCAAAGAUUUCAGGCAACUUUUGCCUUUGUGGCAAAUAGUAGCCAAUCACGUUCUUUCUCCUUUCUAUGGUUGUGUAUUUAUUUGACAGAUGGAAAAGUUCGAAGUAAAUGAAAAACCUCAGGGGUGACUCGCCACCCAGCAAUAGAUUUUAUACUGUAUAUUGAAUUUGAUGUUCAAAGGUUUUAUCUGACACAUGUUCAGUCAACGUAAUUUAUAAAGAAAAACAAAAACUGAACUAAAGCAACCCAGAUAAAAAGAAAAUUAUGUUUAUCCUUCAAAGACUUGUCUCAACUUUGAUAAAGUAUUCCUCUAGAAUAUCAUAUCCUGGAAUACACACAUGAUUGUUUUUAAAUAUUUGAUGCACUUUUUACAUUGUACAAAUGUAACUUGAAUAUGUAAAUAGUCAAGUGCCUCUUUAAUACCCGUUCAGUUUUCUGUUUUUCCACGGUAUUUUCCAUAUGGUUUAGGGCAUUCCUAUUUUUAACUUAAGCAUAAAGUCAGCUUUGUGUGAAAGUAGCGAUUACAGUAUGAAACUGCUGCACACCUUUUAACAGGCACUGCAUCAGAGCAACGGGUGUGCAUUAAAUACUGCAUGCAGUUUCUAAAAUCAGAAAUACAUGUAUGUGGAGGCUGUAACUGAAUGAUAAACAGGUGCCAUAAAUGAGACUCCAGUAGAUGAAUAUUCCUCCUGCUGUUGUUUUGUUGAGGUGUGAGAUGCUGUAAUAUGCAAAUAAAUAAACCAUUGUAUAUGUUAAUGAGUGUCCUUUCAGUGAAUGUCUGAUGAGUUGCAGGUGAAGAAAGAAAACCUGGAAAAGCUUGACUUUUGUUCACAAAAUCCAUCAAUAUCAUUGUGUGCAGUGAAGGAAAAUAUGGCAGAUAACGUUUAUUGAUUCUUGUUCUGGUAUUGUAGUGUAGCCUCAACUUUAAA
Molecule: messenger RNA, 4946 nt
Organism: Cololabis saira (Pacific saury)
Lineage: Eukaryota; Metazoa; Chordata; Actinopteri; Beloniformes; Belonidae
Gene: itga11a
Product: integrin, alpha 11a
Biological process (GO): integrin-mediated signaling pathway; cell adhesion mediated by integrin; cell-cell adhesion
Cellular component (GO): integrin complex; external side of plasma membrane
Molecular function (GO): integrin binding
Source: RefSeq, a predicted model, not a curated record